AUGGGAAACUCCAACGCGGGUCCCAACAACGAUCCUAUUGCCGUUGAAGCAACAAGAAGUCAACCUAUAGCUGUGCUGCGGAGAUGGGAUCAUGGCCUCCGCAAUUACCACCCGGGAGACCUGUGGUCUACAGUCCUCAUCUUACACGAUGUCUUCUGCAUGCGGAAGGUUGAGACCUUAAGCCUCGUCCUUGUCAUUGUUGCACUUUCUCUCAUUACAGGCCUCGGGCAUCAUAGACCAGGCGGCAAUCCCCCCGGUCAAAGGUACUCUGACCGUCUCCAGAGCUAUCUGUCCCAAAAGAAAGACACUUUUCCUUAUAUCCAAAAGAAUGGACAGAAUCAUCCCUCAACUAUCGAGGCAAAGCGUGUCUCUCCACGACAACUCCUCAAACGCGAUCUCCCAGUCGAUGUGACACGAGCGCCCAAGCUUCUGCAUCAGAGUUGGAAAGAUGCCAAACUCCCGCCCAAGAUGCAGCGCUGGAGCACGACGUGCCGCAGAAUUAAUCCAGACUGGGAAUAUGUGCUUUGGACCGAUGCAGACAAUUUAAAACUGAUCAAGACCCAUGUACCUUGGUUCUUGCAAACGUACAAGGACCUGCAAUCGGAGAUCUUUCGAGUGGAUGCCAUACGAAAUGUCUACAUGCAUGUGUUUGGAGGUGUUUACAUGGAUCUUGACACGGAAUGCUUGAAGCCGUACACAGACUUGUUCGAAAAAUACAAUGUCAGCACCGCGUCCUAUGACGAUCUUGGCACCACACUACCUUUCAAUGCUACUAGACCAGCCGCUCGUAAAGCAUUCCUAGGUCGUAUGGGCACAGAUGAAGGCAGCGAACACAGCAUUCCAAAUGCAUGGAUGGCUUCGACUCCAGGUCACCCGUUCUGGCUUCUACCGCUCGAGAAAAUCAAGACCGGCUCCAAUAGUGGAGGACAGGCAGAGUAUGUCACCGGUCCAGCGGCUCUAUACAAGGAGGUAGAGACAUACAGGGUGAAAUACCAUAAUGAGGAGAACGCGAUCGAUGAGCGAUAUGCUAAGAGCGGAUGGGGGAAGCUGUACCCUGGUCAUGCUACAGAAGGUAUGGAGGUUCUACCAUUUUGGGCGAUCUACCCAUAUUCGUGGCAACGAGAUGGCGACCCCUACAAAGAGUACUGCCUAGUAGGUCAGAAUGCCUUUAAUUCGACUAGAUGCAAGGAGGUCGUUGGCACACAGGCAUGGGGUAGUUGGAGUAUUACCUAUUGGAGUCAUAGUUGGGACAAUGAAGGUGGGCAGCACCUUGAAGGCCUAGGUGGCAAAAAAGAUGAUGAGAAAGAUGGAGAAGGAGACAAAGAUAAAGCAGAAAAUAUGUUGAAAGAGGAGAAGCAGAUGGCCGAUUUUCUCCACAAGGAUUUGAGUGAUGCGGAACAAGGUGGCAAUGGAGAGGAAAUUGUCCUGACCGAUGCACAUCCUUUGGAUCCCGAAGAGGAAAUACCAGACAAAACUGACGAUGAAAUUGAACGUGAGGUUGCUCAAGCCGAAAUCGAGGCCAAGGAGAAAAUUUUGUUAUCCUCAGAUGAAGCCUAUCGCAAUACCGUCCUGAACAAAGACCUCAAGGACCCGAUGAUGAAAGAAGCCGAUGCCAUCAGACUAAAAGACGAAAAGCUGCAGAAGUGGGUCGCGGUUCAGAAAGCCAAAGAAGGUCAGGGUAAAAUAUGGCAAGAUCCUAUCGCAGACAAGAUGCUACAUGAUGAGGCUAUGAGGAAGCAAGAGGAGCUUGACUCGAAAGAGAAAGCGCAUAUGGAGGAGCAAGCGAAGGAAGAUAAGCAGAAGGAGGAAGAAAAGAAGAAAAGCGGUGGUAAGGAAGGUGACGAUGAGAAGACGGUGCUUGAUGAAAAGAAAGAGGAUGGUGAGAAGGAGAAGGAUGAUGCGAAGAAUGAGGGCGAAAAGGGGAAGGACGAGAAGAAAGAAGGCGAGAAGAAGGAAGAUGAGAAGAAGGAAGACGGGAAGAAGGAAGACAAGAAAAAGGAAGACGGUGACAAGAACGGAGAGGAGGAGAAGAAGAAGGGAGACGGCGAGAAGGAUGGGAGUGACGAGAAGAAGGAGAAUGAUACGGAAAAGAGUGACGAGAAGGAGGGAAACGAUGAAAAGAAGGACGAUACGAAAAAAGAGGAACAUAAUAAGGGUGAGGCAAGUGAUGAGAAGGAGAAGAAGAAAGACGAAGAAAGAAAAGGUGAUGGGGGGCAGAUUAAGGAGGGAUCGAAGGAUUCGGGUAGUAAAGCUGAAGAAAACAAAACGGAAGAGAAGAAAGUGGAUGAAAACGAAAAGAGCAGCAAGGACGAAACGAAAGAGGACGACAAAGGCAAUAUCAAGAGCAAAGAGCAGCAGAGCGAAAAUGGAAACAACGACGAGCACAAGGAGCAGGCUAGAAAAGCAGAUCAAAAGGAUGAAAAAGAGGCUGAAGAGGGCAAGCAAGAUCGAAAAGUUGAGGACCAGAAGAGCCACAAUAAAGAUGAGGCGAGCAGUAGGAAGACAGAUCAAUCGGACGAACCAAAAGAACCCAAGAACGACCACGAGCAGGAACAGUCGAAACCCGGCCACAAGAAUGAUGCUGAAUCGGACAAGGAAGAUCAAGGGAAAUCAGCGGGAAAUAACCAAGAUGCAGAGCCCGAGGAUGCAAAGCAGGAGCACGACAAGGAAGAAAAGAAUCCAAUUCAUGUUCAAGGCAACGAUAAAAACAAGGCUGAAACCGAAAACGAGCAUGAUAAGCCUGGCCGGAGUGGUGGCAAGGAAGUAGAAGAAGAAGAGGGGAAUGCAGUCUCUGACUUGGCAGACCGUUCAGAAGAUCAAGAGCUUUUUGAAGACGACGAAACGGAUACUGGAGAACAAAAAGAUGGGAAAGAGAUCUUCUCUUCUCAAACUUCUCCUGGAAAUAGGCCCCCGGACAAUGAGCCAAAAAGAGGCGAGGAGAAUAGAAAGAUGCAGCAGAAAUUGUACCAAGAUGCUGUGAAAGCGGAGCAAGAUAAAGUCAUACACUACAAAGAAGGACUCAAGAAGGAAGCGGCAGAUGAAGAGAAAGCUGCAAGAGCAAGUAAAGUUCAAUCAGCUGAGAAAGCUGAGCAGACCAGGAUGAAUGAGGCGGCGAAGGCCAACUCAAAAGCCAGAAAGGAGAAGGCCAAGGCUAAAGCAAAGACCAAGCCCGCAAACCCAAUCGAGGAACCCAAUCAGUCAACCGGAAGCAGCAAUGAAACAAUUUCGGAUGUGGAUGAAGGGGAGAAGGAGAACAAGCAGUUGACGAAGCCUUCACGACCAUCAGCCAAGAAGGAGAAGCAACAGCACUCCUCUGAGCCUCAAUAUGAUAGUAGCGGCUUUCUCACAGAAAUCCUAGGUACCGAUCAACCAGAAGAAGAAACCGAGACUUUUCUGUACAAGUAUCAGCGACCAGGGGAGCCAGAUCCGAAGGACGCAGACGAAGCAUGGGCAGCAGCUGUAGCCGCGGCAUUCGAUCACGGCAAAGCUCCACCAACGAAGAAGCCGCACGUGGAGGACGAACUGUAUGUGGAUCCGGAUGAUCCGUGGGGGCCGGAAGAUAUCGAGAGAACGAAUGGGUAUGGUGCUGGUGGGUGA
Molecule: messenger RNA, 3597 nt
Organism: Bacidia gigantensis
Lineage: Eukaryota; Fungi; Ascomycota; Lecanoromycetes; Lecanorales; Ramalinaceae
Exons: 3
Coding region: 1-3597 (1198 amino acids)
Biological process (GO): mannosyl-inositol phosphorylceramide biosynthetic process
Molecular function (GO): mannosyltransferase activity
Source: RefSeq, a predicted model, not a curated record